Molecule: messenger RNA, 468 nt
Organism: Protopolystoma xenopodis
Lineage: Eukaryota; Metazoa; Platyhelminthes; Monogenea; Polystomatidea; Polystomatidae
Source: the annotation of a GenBank genome assembly
AUGGUUGCUCACUUGUUGGGUCGAGUUGGCACCGUCGCCAGCCGAGGACAAAGCCUUUCCAAAUCUGACGCCAGCUCACGAGUAGGAGACAAGCGUGGCACACCAUCAACUCCCAGCUCAACUGUCAAAAGUUAUCUUGCUUGUCUCAAGUCACCUUGUCGUGUCGUACAGUUUGGUUGGAUUUUCCGAGUUCAAAUAAUUAAUUCCAUCUCUAACUUCCCGGUACAGAGAAUCGCUGCAAUGCUCAUGUGCCGAAAUUACACAUGGCUCCAAGGGGGCGAAUCUCGAAUCUCGCAUCCAACGACCUCUGAUUUCCCACUUAUCUUUGAUGGUCUGUCUGAAGUCCAGCCUUCUCAGAAUGACGCUCAGUGUCGUAGGCUGACGAACCAACUCGUAGCCGAUUCGCCCUUUGAGUCGUCUCAGCAGAGAACUCGUCAGAUGAGGAUGGUAUACCUUUCCUACCUCUGA